ACACACACACACACACACACACACACACACACACACACACAUUUCUCUCCCUCCCAGUCCUAGUUGGACUUAUGUUUAAUACUUAUGUUUAAUACUUUAAGUAUUCCUUAUCCAUGCUACAUAAACUAUACUCCCUAAUGGUUAAGUUUCAGGGUAGAAUGAUUUAAUCAUUAUCUUUAAACAUAUCAAUUAUUUUAUCAAGAGUACAUGAAGAUCAUCGCCAUCUUCUACUGGCCUGCCCUGUACUACCCACUCCUGGCCUGUGGUACGCUCCACAGUAAACUGGGCUAUGUGCUGGGCAGUCUAUUCUCCUGGACCCACUUUGUUGUCCUCGUCUGGCAGAAGAUUGACUGUCCCAAAACACCAGAGCUGUAUAAGUACUAUUCCCUGCUGGCCAGUCUCCCACAGAUCGGCUGUCUGGGAUUCCUCUGUAUCAAGUACCCACUACUGUUUGUCAAAGGUGCCAAGGCUAAUGGUUCUGAGGACCUGGAGAGCAGCUACUACACAGACUACGUGAAAUUAAUUCUAAUGGAGAAAAAGUCAAAAGUCAGUACCUCUAUCAGAUCAGAUAAACCCAAACUGUUGGAGACAAUAAAAGACACAGUCAAGUCCUAUAUCUACACACCAGAGAAAGUAUUCCGGUUUCCACUGAAGCUGGCGAUCUCAGCAUUUGUGUCGUCCAUAGCAGUUUAUCAGGUGGCGCUGUUGCUGGUAAUACUGGUGAUCCCCACCCUCCAUAUAGUCCGUGCUGGUAUAGAUGACAAGUUCCCCUUCCUUCUGGAGGGCUUUGGUAUCGUCCUAUCAGAGGACAGGAUGGAGGUGGUCCAGAUUGUUAUUCACUAUACCUGGUGUCUGGAAGUGUGUUACCUGUGUGGGUUGACCCUGGCCUGUAUGCUCACCCUGAUCAUGCUCAUGAGGUCCAUGAUCCUUCACAGAUGGAACCUCCAGGGCUUGUACAGAGGAGAUAUUUACAAGGUGUAUAAUUGCCAGAAGAGCAUCCGUCCGUCUCAGACAGGCCUAGUGUGUUGGAUGGGCUUCGCUGGAUAUCAGGCUGCUGUCAUCUCUUUAGGAAUGGUCUUCCAGACUUUGGUCUUCUUCAUCUGUUUUGUGUGGUUGGUAUUCCUCAUCAUCAUCCCCAUCUUGUAUGGCCAGAACCUUAUACUCUUCCAGGUCGCUGCCAAGGCCUGGCCUGUGUGGGUGACGUUGAUACUGACUAUUACUCUACAACACGUGACAGCCAGGUUUGCUUUCAUCAAAAAGGAUGCUGGGACAAGAGACUUGAACAACAGAGGCAGUCUGUUCCUGCUUACCUACCUGCUCUUCCUGAUCAACAUCGUGGUGGGGUUGAUAGCAGCCAUCUGGAGGAUGGUCAUCACUGCCCUCUAUAACAUCAUCCACCUGGGGCGCAUGGACAUCAGCCUCCUCAACCGCGCUGCUGAAUCCUACGACCCGGCUUAUUGUUACUACACCCACUACCUGAAGGUAGAGGUCAGCCAAUCCCACCCUGUGAUGAAGGCCUUCUGUGGUCUGGUGCUGCAGGCUGCCUCGGCUGGAGGUGCUGGGCAGAAGAUGCGAGAUGCUGAGGAAGGGAUCCAGCUGGUGAAUCAGGAGAAGAGACCGGACAAGGUGGUUAACAGCAGGAGGGUGCGGGCACGCUGGCAGUUACUCUACACGCUGGUCAACAACCCGUCUCUACUGGGGUCCAGAAAACACUACCAGCUGCAGCCCUCUGACAGCUUCGUGAACGGAACGAACCGUAGCGCCGCGGCAGGAAGCAAGAAAGACGCCAGCAGCAAACCCACCGCUGCCGAGGCAAGUGCUGCCACACCCUCAGGCGCUGCCACACCCUCAGGCGCUGCCACACCCUCAGGCGCUGCCACACCCUCAGGCCCUACCACACCCUCAGGCGCUGCCACACCCUCAGGCCCUACCACACCCUCAGGCCCUGCCACACCCUCAGGCGCUGCCACACCCUCAGGCGCUACCACACCCUCAGGCGCUGCCACACCCUCAGGCGCUGCCACACCCUCAGGCGCUGCCACACCCUCAGGCCCUGCCACACCCUCAGGCCCUACCACCGACGCUGCUGCUAACUGAGACCAUGACACACGGUCAUGACUGACGUCAUGUGGUUUAUGGGGCACGGACACCCUGCUGCUCUCUAUAGAACCCAAUGUUCCGACUGCUUGGUCUUCAGGGUAGCAGUUCACUGUAGAGGCCUGUAAUUUCUGUGGGUUGCAGUCAAGUGCCUUGGCUUGUUCAGCUGCACAUGCAGUGAAUCUCUAUGUAUGUUGCUUUCUGUGUCAUAUUGUUGUCUGCAAUGUUGAUUUUAAAAUUUGCUGGUCUAUUAUUUAGUUUUUGGUAAAGGUCGUUAUGGUGAAACAUCUUAA
Oncorhynchus gorbuscha (pink salmon) is the source of this 2390-nucleotide messenger RNA. RefSeq names its product receptor for retinol uptake stra6-like. The record is from RefSeq and is a predicted model, not a curated record. Lineage: Eukaryota; Metazoa; Chordata; Actinopteri; Salmoniformes; Salmonidae. Bases 208 to 2097 code for a protein of 629 amino acids. Gene Ontology annotation, molecular function: retinol transmembrane transporter activity; signaling receptor activity. Gene Ontology annotation, cellular component: plasma membrane. Gene Ontology annotation, biological process: vitamin A import into cell. The transcript has 14 exons.